AACAACCGACAGUCCUAAAAGACAAAAUGAAAGCCCACGCUGAACUCUGAAAAGUUGCAGGAUGAAGAGGCAGCAGGAGGCGUGCAGGCAGCAGAAGAGGGAAGUGGAGUCUGUCUUACGUGCUCUGAUAACCAAUCACAUCCCUUAAUUCAUUCAAACAACCAAUCACAGCAGCGCAUCAGUCACCACGUGAUGGGGAAGAUGCUCCAACAUCAAAUAUUUGCAAGAAGAAGAACUUUUUGGAGUUUAUCCACAUAACUGCCCCCCAUUUUCUCUUUGACAAGAAGAUUGAUCUUUCGAAAAAAAUAUAUAUAUAUCAGGAGAAAUCAAUCUGGGGCAAUCGAUUGAUCCGAUUCAGUAAACGCUCGCUGCACGUGCUCCGUAUAUACCAUCAGAGCGCACGAGCCGAUUGCCCAGGCAACCAGGCACGAGACUGUCCGCAGGGCCAAAGGAGGACCGAGGCAGACCGCGGCGGGAUGGAGUUUGAGGAGUCCGGUAUCGGGGAGGAGUGCGGGGUUUUCGGGUGUGUGGCAGCCGGAGAGUGGCCCACACAGCUGGAGGUGGCUCAGGUCUUAACCCUGGGGCUUGUGGCGUUACAGCACCGGGGUCAGGAAAGUGCCGGGAUUGUCACAAGUGAUGGAGCCAGUCCGCCCACAUACACAACCCACAAGGGAAUGGGAUUAGUGAGCACUGCUUUCCCACCCGAAGCUCUUCUGAAACUGCGCUAUGGUAACCUUGGUAUUUGUCACACACGCUAUUCAACCACUGGGAUCUCAGAGCUGCAGAACUGCCAGCCCUUUGUUGUGGACACACUGCAUGGCAAGAUUGCCGUAGCACACAAUGGAGAGCUUGUUAAUGCUGAUGCCCUGCGGAAAAAGGUAAUGCGCCAUGGUGUGGGCCUCUCCACCAGCUCAGACAGUGAGCUCAUCACCCAACUCCUGGCACUGACUCCACCAAUGGAGGAGCGGGAUGCACCAGACUGGGUUGCCAGAAUAAAAAAUCUGAUGACUGAGACCCCGACAUCGUACUCGCUGUUGGUGAUGUUCAAAGAUGUCAUCUAUGCGGUGCGUGACCCUUACGGAAACCGCCCCCUCUGCAUCGGCAGGGUUGUUCCUAUCUCUAAACUGCACAGUUCAGGUGCUGGAGAGGAGGACACUGAGGGUUGGGUUGUGUCAUCAGAGUCCUGCAGCUUCCAGUCCAUCGGUGCCAAGUAUUACAGAGAAGUCUUACCAGGAGAGAUCGUCCAGAUAUCGAAGCAUGGAGUCAAAUCUCUGAGUGUUGUCCCUCGCCCCGAGGGAGACCUUCCCGCCUUCUGCAUAUUUGAAUACGUUUACUUUGCUAGACCAGACUCUAUUUUCGAAGGGCAGAUGGUCUACACUGUCAGGCAGCGCUGUGGUCGGCAGUUAGCCAUCGAGGCUCCAACAGACGCAGACGUGGUCAGCACUGUGCCAGAGUCUGCGACCCCUGCUGCCCUGGGCUACGCUCAGCAGUCUGGGCUGCCGUAUAUAGAGGUUCUGUGCAAGAACCGCUACGUCGGAAGAACAUUUAUUCAACCAAACACCCGCUUGAGGCAGCUGGGUGUUGCCAAGAAGUUUGGGGCUUUGACGGACAACUUUGCAGGGAAACGAGUGGUGCUGAUCGAUGACUCCAUCGUCAGAGGCAACACCAUCGCCCCCAUAAUAAGACUGCUGAAGGAAGCAGGUGCAACUGAGGUCCACAUCAGGGUUGCCUCUCCUCCGAUCAGAUACCCUUGCUACAUGGGCAUCAAUAUUCCAACCAAGGAGGAGCUGAUCGCCAACAAGCCAGAGUUUCAGAACAUUGCUGGAUACAUUGGUGCUGCCAGUGUUCAGUAUCUGACUGUGGAGGGCCUGGUAUCAGCUGUUCAGGAGGGAAUCGCCUCCCUUCAGGAGAAGGACGAGAUGAUCAGCUCCAGUAACAAGUCCAGGAAGAGAGUGGGCCACUGCACUGCCUGUCUGACUGGGAAAUAUCCAGUAGAGCUGGAGUGGUAACACCAUGACCAGCUAUAGUUACAGCAGCAGCACUGUGGGUUUACUACACACUCCUACAGCUGUUACAUGAAUGAAAUGUUCUGUGUAGACUGGCAUUUAAAUACUGCUAUCUGGGACACUAAGAUACGUGUUAAAUACACACAGCUUCUGCUUCCUCUACAGAGGGUCUUUAUCCUGCUGAGAUCCUUUGACUUAUGCUGGAAAUGUUACUGUUGGAGACCUCCAGUAGUUACAGUCUCACCUUGCAGCAGUGAAGUGUUGAUGACACCCUGAUGUCACAAAAGGUGCGAUUACACAUUCUCGUCUUACUGCACAACACUGAUGCUUUUUGUUUUCAAAGGUUACCACGUAAACGCUUUUAGAAAAGUCUUUAAACCUGUUUCACACUUUAAGCCUUAAGACAAAAGCAUUAGUAGAAUUUGCCGUGUCAGAAAAGCGCACAAGGCUAGUGACCAAAAGUUAAAUUGUCUUUAUUUUCUUUAUCAUGUUUACUUUUCUACCUUUACCUAAACUUAUCCAUUAUGGUCUUUUGUUUUGGGUCUGACUGUUGGAUAUAUUGUUUUCUAAACUUUCAGCUGCACAUGAAUAUGAUGUAAAAGUUGAAUAAUAAACUGCAAUCAUAAAUACUUUUUUGUCAGAAACUGCAUUUUGACAACAAUUUUAUUUUAAUAAACAGAUAUAACAAGAAAUAAC
Molecule: messenger RNA, 2702 nt
Organism: Plectropomus leopardus (leopard coralgrouper)
Lineage: Eukaryota; Metazoa; Chordata; Actinopteri; Perciformes; Serranidae
Gene: ppat
Product: phosphoribosyl pyrophosphate amidotransferase
Biological process (GO): purine nucleobase biosynthetic process
Molecular function (GO): amidophosphoribosyltransferase activity
Source: RefSeq, a predicted model, not a curated record